Messenger RNA from Triticum dicoccoides, 810 nucleotides. RefSeq lists its product as uncharacterized. The transcript has 5 exons. Lineage: Eukaryota; Viridiplantae; Streptophyta; Magnoliopsida; Poales; Poaceae. The record is from RefSeq and is a predicted model, not a curated record. The coding region runs from base 1 to 810 and encodes 269 amino acids.
AUGUCCACAACCGUCCUGGAACUUGCAAACGACCUCAAUACGGUCCUGGAAGAUGGAAAUACGGUGGCAAUACGGUCCUUCAAGUUGGGGAACUGGUCCUGGGAUACAUAUGUGCAUACAAAUUGCAUACGCCAGGACCUCCACACAGAAGAUGGUGACAUUUUUGAUUGCAUAGAUAUCAAAUCUCAGCCGGCAUUCGACCACCCACUUCUCAGAAACCAUUCAAUACAGAUGGAACCAAGCUCACAUCCUAUUGGACUCGAUGGCAACUCGAUACCAGAUACAACAUUAAUUAGAGACAAUGGACAAAAACAAUGCUUUGAUCUAAAAUGCCCCGGAUUUAUACAUACGAGUCCAAAUAUACCUUUAGGGGGGAAAUUAUCGCCAAUCUCGAAGUACGAUGGGCCACAAGCUCAUAUGAACACUUUUGUUUAUCAGGAUACAAAUUCAAACUGGUGGGUAAAAUUCGGCAGGGAGAGCACUGUAGUCGGAUAUUGGCCAGGUGAACUCUUCGGUUACCUAAAAUCGAAGGGUACUGUAGGCUACUGGGGUGGUUUGGUUGAAGGUCCUACAAUUAAAUAUAAGCCACCACCCAUGGGUAGCGGACACCCUGCUUCAGAGGGAGAUGGUAAAGCAGCCUAUGUGAAGAACAUCAAAAUUGUGACAAGAGAUCAUCAGCUCGUGACUCCAAUGUCUCGCGAGUUUGACGUGGCCGUAGAAAAUCCGAAGUGCUACUCGGUUGCUCACAAAUCAGACCAAGAUGGUGGAGUACAUGCAAAUUGGGGUGGUUCCGGGGAUUGCACCCUUUGA